CUGCAAACACCACAGGCUGGAUGAGGAGACACAGCGGGUUGAGCUGACACAAGUACAGUCCCAGAGUUAUUAUAACGUAACGGGGAAACUACUUUGACGCGGCUGUCGGUGAGUUCAUUAUAACAUGGUUCAAUAACAAUUAAGAAGGAGUGGGCAGAUGGAGGGCUGUCCGGGAAAACACCCGUGGAUCCAGUGAGUGCACAUCUGAAAUUGGACGACAGGUCUGUGAGGAGCCUGAUAACACCUGGGAAAUUAAUAUUUCGGCCGAGGUUGUGUUAUUCUUACCGGAGUGAAUCUACCUGAGUCACCUGUUGGAGCGGAACUGCUGUCUGUCAUCAGUCCUGCACUUUUUAAAAGUCUUCACUGAAGCCAUGGAACCGCCCAGUGCUCCGAGGGGAUGUGGUUCCAGUAUCAGCUCCAUGUACUACAACCUGUGUGACCUGACCACAGCGUGGGGAGUCGUGGUGGAGGCUUUUGCUGCUACUGGUGUGGUGACUUCCUUUAUUCUGUUGGUCGUCCUCAUGGCCAGCUUACCGUUUGUGACACACAAGAAGAGAAAAGGCAUGGUGGCCCUGCAGGCCGGCAUUCUGGUCUUCACUCUGGGACUCUUUGGACUCACCUUUGCCUUCAUCGUGGGUCGGUACUCCACCAGCUGCGCUGCACGGAGGUUCCUCUUUGGGGUACUGUUCUCAGGCUGUCUGGCCUGCCUGGCCAUGCACGGGCUGUGGCUCGCCCUGCUGGAGCGGAGAGGCCGGGGGCCCAGGAGCUGGAUGUUAUGCCUGGGAGCCCUGGGUCUAUGGAUGGUCGAGGUAAUCAUCAACACUGAGUGGCUCAUCAUCACUGUGGUCAGAAGCCCACCUGGAAGUAUCAUCGUCUCUGACCUGUCCUGCGGCGUUGCCAGCCAGGACUUUGUGAUGGCUCUGAUCUACGUGAUGGUUCUGCUGCUAGCCGUGGUGCUGAUGGCUCUGCCCUCACUGACACACAAGCACAAGCAGUGGCGCCGUGAUGGAGCCUUCAUCCUGGCCACCGGGCUCUUCACCUUGGUGAUCUGGGUAGCUUGGAUCGUCAUGUACCUCCACGGGAACAGAGUGGCCGGGAAUCCCAGCUGGGAUGAUCCUACUCUGGCUAUAGCCCUGGUGUCGAAUGCCUGGGUGUUCCUCUUCUCCUACACCAUCCCAGAAAUCUGCUUACUGACCCAGGCAGACCCAGACCAGGAGCAGCCGCUCGAUGGAGAGGAUGUUUAUCCUGCCAUGAGCCUGGUGUACGACAACGCCCAUAAGGAGCCAGAGCACGUCUACAUGGAGAAUAAAGCCUUCUCUAUGGACGAGCCACCAGCAGUACCCACAAAGCCAGUGUCUCCAUAUGCCGCUUAUAACGGUCAGCUACGGAGUUGUGUGUACCAGCCCACUGAAAUAGCCCUGAUUGCAAAGGGUCUGACAAAGAUGGACCAGGACUUGAUGAUACCUCGAGCCAGAGCCCCGUCUCUGGUUCCAGGAAGUGGCGGCUCUCUGCCUCGUUCAGUUGAGACCUCGCCGUCUUAAGGUCUGUCACACACACACGGGCGGUGUGAGUCGAGAGCGGAUUGCGCUGUCACCUACACACUCGGUUGUUACAGCGGUGAAAUCUCCACCAGGGAGUUUCAUCUUCCCUCAGAGUUCCUUGCAUCAAAUGUAAUGAGCCAUCUUUUGUCUGUCUUGGCAUGAAGCUUUGCAUAAUAACACACUGUGGUGGCUCUCAAGCAACGUGCGUCACAUUUCUACAUGUUGUCCUGUACUUUAUUUUGUCAGAUGUUUGUGCAUUGUUUGUUUGUUCUAUAGAACAAGGACUGAAAAGAUGAAGAUUAAAAAGGCUACCACUGUCGGAGAUGGGCAGUUUAUAGAGCCUACUGUAUACUUAGCCAAAUGAUUUCAGCAUGGAGAGGUUGUGCCUCAGCUCUUGUAUUUCAUUUUUAAUUCAUAAAAACAAUUUCCCUAAAUCUUCCCUCUUCUAACUCAAAUCCAUUUCUAUCUUGUUUCACUCAAAAACACAAUCAAGAAAAUUUUUACGUGCAGCAAUGUGCAACGUUUUCAGGUGACAGCUGACCUACAUUCAGCUUAUUGGUAAGGAAACAGUAGACAAGUAUUAAGUGACAACUGUUUAAAGCAAAGGAAAGGUCUAUAAUUUAACUGUUUGGUUAGUUUUUAUUCACAAACAUAGAGUCUCACUAAUGUUUUUCAUGUCAUAAAUCUACUGAAUGUAAUUAAUAUGUUGUAAACAUGCUUUUUCACAUGUGAAAUCAUGUUGUGAUUCAGACUUCCUCUUAAAGCCAUAUGAUUUUGUAGUGCCUUGGAUUUAUGAAAAUUUUAUGUAAAGGUGUAAAUUCUAACUUAUUAAAACUGUAAACGGAUACUUAAAUACUGUGUGGCUGUUGGAUCUGUUGGACUGUAACAGGUGUCAACUCACGAGGAGGCAGAUAUGGGUUAGUGCAAGAGGAAGUGUCACGAGGAUUAUACUGCUCAGAGCAGUUAUUUACAUGUUGGUUUGAUAAGCUUUAACUGCAUUUCCUGGGGCCCCUGCAGGCAUUGGCUAUCAUACUGUACUGUUAUGUGUGUGUGUACAUGGCAUAAACCAUUUUAGUGUGACACUGUGGGAAUGAUGCAGUACCUAAACAGUAAAAAUUUGAUAAUAAAUCCAUGUGGCGCCCUUUUUGAGAUUGAAUUUAGGACUGUAAUAUGCCUUGUUUACACUGCAUGGUACAGCACAGCUUCAAUCAAUUCGACUUCCUUUUCUUUUGGUUUUCCAUGAGCAAAACUUGUGGGUAAGUACUGUACCUGGAAUUUUUUGGAUCUAGGAUCCAAGCGAGCUGAGCUGAUACUAAAAUGAGGAGUUAAAACACUCAAGACCACUCAUUGGUCAGAGAAUCGUCACUAAAAUUCUCACAAGCGCAACAUGAGAAACCCAGCACAAACCUGAUUUUUUAAACAGCUAAGCUACCGUCGAUAACGACCUCAAAUUUAUUCAUUUCACCCACGUUUUUAAAUUUGGCAGCCUGCAAACCAAGUUGUAUACUAUGCCGCACAACUGACAAAGUGCAGAUGUUUCUCUGAAUUCAGCUAGUGUAGCAUUAAAGUUUUUUGUGGCGUCACUAUGGCGGUCAGCUGAGAAUCUGGCCUACACUGAGGGGGCACUAUCUGCAGUUGAAAACAAAAUAAAGAAAAGGACCUGGUAUCAAAAGUGAGUUGAGUCUACAGCCGAAACAUAUGGUGGAAAUAAGGCAUUAGAGCCACUGAGAGAUGCACUUCCAUUUUGAGUUUGGGGCAUUAUGAUGCUAUUAGGAGCAUCUGAUAAAAACUACAUUGUCCAACAGAAGAACUAGUGAAAGGAGCCUUCUCUGUGUGCAUGUUAGUUACAUAGGAAACUGAGUGGCCUGCAAAUAAACGCACCACAUCAUCACAUUAUUGGUAAGAGACAAAUAAACACGAAACAACUGCUCUGACUUACGAGUUCUUCCUUUUCUCCAAAGGAGAGAAACAAUUAAUCACAUACAAUUUGUCACACACACGCUCAAACAUGUACACACUUUCAGAGCUUCAGAGUGAGCUGUGGCUGCCUAGCAGCAGGCUGAGUAGGCUCUCUCCCAAUUACUCCCACCAUCCUGUGCUGUCAGCAGCCAGGAGUGCUUGCUCAGAGAGGAAAUUGCUCACAAACUGGAAAUCGGACUGAUCAGAGAUGAACAACAGAACGCUAGAUUUUACUCUGCGAUGCCUUGGGCCUCCACCUGCGUGGAUAGAAAAACAAAUGCAAAAAGCUACAAAUACAGAUGCAGAGAGGCAGCACAGUCUCGGAAAAGCAGGAAAA
Molecule: messenger RNA, 3837 nt
Organism: Epinephelus moara (kelp grouper)
Lineage: Eukaryota; Metazoa; Chordata; Actinopteri; Perciformes; Serranidae
Product: G-protein coupled receptor family C group 5 member C-like
Exons: 4
Coding region: 372-1541 (389 amino acids)
Biological process (GO): G protein-coupled receptor signaling pathway
Cellular component (GO): extracellular exosome; intracellular membrane-bounded organelle; signaling receptor complex
Molecular function (GO): G protein-coupled receptor activity; protein kinase activator activity
Source: RefSeq, a predicted model, not a curated record